This is a messenger RNA of Symbiodinium sp. CCMP2456, 2704 nucleotides long. The record is from the annotation of a GenBank genome assembly. Lineage: Eukaryota; Dinophyceae; Suessiales; Symbiodiniaceae.
AUGGUUUACCCUCCACAGCAAAGGUCCCUUGCCCUGGCCAUCGCUGGGAAAGCUUUCUCCACAACGGUCUUACAAGCCAACCUACUAGCUUUGCUCGUGCAUGCCUCGAGUUGGCGACUGGUGCGCGAGCGCGCGAGCGCGCCCGCACCAAUUCCACGAGCUCCCCUCGCUCCGCCGGAGGGCAAGGAAGCUAGGCCACAGGGGCAGGAGGACUCUUCGGAUGCCAGUCCGCCCAGCACUUCCAAUCCUUCGUCCUCUCACGUGGGCAGCAAAAGCACGGGUGCUGCUUCCAAAUCUUCCACCAGCAGCACAGGCCGCAAACGCAAGUUUGCUCAAUUUGUGGUCGUCGAGGAUGGUGAGGAUCCGGAAGACCCUGUGCGACGCUGCCUUUUCCCCAAGAAGUCAAGGCGUGGGAGCAACAGAAAGGGGAAGGUGCUCGACAUAGCAACGAAGCUGUCCUACCUGGAGGAGUAUGAGAAGCGCCGCAAGGAUGAUAGCAUCAAGCACCCUGAAAAUACUAUGCUCCAGGAGAAAGGCAAGUUCCCUGGCAUUUGGAGUGGAUGCUUUUCGAAAUGGCGCAAGCAACGAACCCAACAAAACUGGUCGCAGCUACGCAGCAAUCUCGCGGGCACGGCCAAAAGGGCCAAGCAGGUACCGCGGUGGGCGCUGGCGGCUAUGCAGGUCCCACAGAAGGGGUCCGGACGCACGCCUGGCAAGCUGCCGGACCGCGUGCUUUGCAUCGUGGAGGAGGUGCUUUUGCAGCAGCUACAGCUGGGUGCUGAGAUCACGGUUCCCGCGGUGGCAAACCUUAUUGGCACGUGCAUUGACAUAUGGAACCAGGAGGUGCAGCAGCUGCAAAGUGGGCGCGUCGAAGCUGCAGCCGCGCGGGACUUGCCACAGCUUUGCCAGCUUUCAUUGUCCAAAACGCCCACGAGCCUGUACAAGCACGCGGACAAGUUCCUUCGCAAGUUCGACUUUUCCGUCCACAAGAUCUCCAAGCCGGGCAAGCACUUGCGGAUGGAUGCUCCACAAGUGCUUGCGGUCAAGGAGUUUGUCUAUGGUGCAAUUAGGGACGGAAAAGUGCAUCCUCUCCUUGUCGGAAACUUCGACCAAGACCCGCAGCGGAAGGGCGAGCAAAGGGAUCCGCAACUCAAGCCUGGUCGCCAUUUCCGACGGGCGGCGCUCACUCGAAAGCUGCGCACGGAAAUGGGCCUGGAAGCUUCUGCAACGGAGGAGGAUCGCCACAAACUCAAGGAGGACGAUGGUUACUCCCAAAUUGGAUGCAUUUCCAAUUGGCGAAUUCCGCGCACGACAACCACACUCAGUUGGCGCAAUGGGGAGUUGGGCCGCCUCUUCAUCACUGUCGCGGACAGCAAAGUCUCGGACGCCCAGCUCGAGGAAGCCAAGUCGUUGCGAGGAUUCGCCCAUGUGGAGCGGUCACACUCGACCACCCACAUGUGGCGCGGCGAGACAACCAUCAGGUACCUCAAGUUCUUGAAGGGCGAACUGGAUGCCCGCCGCAAGCAACAUGGUCUCGCCUUUGAGGAUGGCGCGUUGAUUCUGGCCGACGAUGCCACUGCCCACAGCGACCAGCAUUUUGCUGAGCUCCGCAAGGUUUGGGAAAGCGAGAACAACUGCAUCCUCCUCGGUUGUGACAAAUCGCAUCCCAUCCAAAUCCCCGGCGGGUUCGGAGCUGCAGGGGCCCCCAAUCAUCAAUGGCACCAAUCGUGGCGCUUGCUGCGACGAGCUUGGUUGCGCAGGGCAGUGGGGUCCGGCAAUCCAGCUUACGGUCGCACGCUGCAGGAGGCGCAAUUCGACCUCCGGGGUGAGAUUUGCAGCACCUGCCCCUUCAUCACAUCCCUGCAAUCAGAUGUUUACGCGCUCCAAGCCUUGCGCACACACCGGUCCGGCAACAUUAUCAUGUCGGCGUGGCAAAAGCUGGGUUACGUUGAUAUUGAAGAGCUCGCGAAGAUGAAUUUCGCCGGUGAUGUGCCUGCAGCGGAGGAGGCCAUGCAGCACGCUCGUGGAUCUAUGGCCGCGCUGAUCAACUUAGACGUGCUGCCGAGCCUCAACCUUGCAGAAGCGGCGAAGGACUUGGACUCACAGGAGGUGGCGAACGCAUUGGCUGGCAAAAAGCACGUGUGGUGGCAUCACGACAGUGAUGACCAUUGCAUUCCUCUGCCGCAAUGGGUGAACACGUCUUUGGAGUUCGCAAUCAUGGAGUACGUGAAGGAGCAUCAGAAAUGGCAGGCUCAGAUUGCAGCCAGAGGGGCGAAGGGGCUCACGGCAGCUGCAAGUGCGAAGUACGAAGCCUGGAAAGGCAAUCCUUACCGGAUCUUGUUGCUUGAUCCAGCCCGGAAGGCAGCGCUCAGCAAGGGGGAAAGGGCCACAGCAAACUCCAAGGCUGUUCAUCUCCGACUGUCCAUGGACCCGGAUCAGUUGGGUUUGAAGGCGGGCGAGAGUUACCGCACGCUUUUUGUCCGUCAGUACCUCGAUGGGGAGGAAUUCCCUCGGUCUUCAGACCUGGACCCAAGCAUUCUGCAUCCCACCCAGCAGCAUGCGGAUGAUGCAAUUGCGGAGGAGGAGGACCAGCUGGGAGGAAUGGAUGAGGAACCUUUGCUCGAGAUGGCAGAGCACGUCGCAGGGGAGGCCUUGGGCAGGGUUGCCCCGGAACAGGUGGAGGCUGCUGGCCUGGACUGGGAUU